This is a messenger RNA of Anopheles maculipalpis, 3000 nucleotides long. RefSeq names its product nuclear exosome regulator NRDE2. Gene Ontology annotation, biological process: negative regulation of RNA catabolic process; regulatory ncRNA-mediated post-transcriptional gene silencing. The record is from RefSeq and is a predicted model, not a curated record. Gene Ontology annotation, cellular component: catalytic step 2 spliceosome. The transcript is spliced from 2 exons. The coding region runs from base 1 to 3000 and encodes 999 amino acids. Lineage: Eukaryota; Metazoa; Arthropoda; Insecta; Diptera; Culicidae.
AUGUCGUUAUUUCCUGCCUACAACACUGUCCCACAGGAUACGAAAAGCGUGUCUACUACCAGCACAUCAUCCGAACUUGCCUGGCUAACGAAUCAAAGCUUCAUUCCUUUUGGAGAAUCAAUUGAAAUUGAUGAAACGGAAUCUGAACAAUCCACACCAGAGGCAGAACCGCAUAAAGACACGGACACUGCCGAUCGAACCGAACCACAACCAUCGAAGCGCCAGAAAACCAAACACAAAAAGAAACACAAGAAAAAACAAUCAAAACGAAAGCGCGGUUCUUCCACCUCGUCCGAAGGCACAGUAGAAGACAGUUCAAAUUCAGCUUUACCAUCACUUCCGGCAGCUUCCUCGACCCGUAUUUCCGAAGCAGAAUACUACACGGAUGUGGAUCCGUUAAAGAUUUACCUUACGGUUGAAAAGUUGCACCGUCCCGCCUGUCCACGGUAUCGGUUGGGGACGGUGAAAACACUCGGCAUACGUUGGUACGGUACGGAAAGUGGAAAAGAUCGCACUAAGCGUUACUUUAGAAGCGUAAAAGUUAAAGAGCGCGAUCAAAGCGGUGCAAGCAAAAUGGUGCAGGAAGAAAUAUUUGCUCGCGAAGCGGAAUUGGAACGUUACCUGCGGGUGGAAGAAACGGUGGACAGGUGGAUCGAGCUGGUACGUUUUCGACAGGAUCAUCCGAUCCAUUUCGAUAGCUACCAGAAUCACAAACGGGAGCUAACGCUGAUUGAACGAGCGCGGCGUAAUUUUCCAUUCGAUGAGCGUCUUUUGCGACUGUAUCUGGAAGCGAUUGUACGGGUACAUCCGACCGAUGAGGUGUUGAAUUUGAUACGGCGAGCUAUCGGGAAAGAUGAAACGAACGUAACGCUUUGGAGGGCGCUUAUACGUAACAAGCAGUGUGCGAUGGCGCAGUGCAUUGUGCCGGAUGUGCUGAAACUGUACGAAAGAAGUACACGCUCACUGUUUAUGGCGCGCCGUAGCGACGACACGAUGUUGCAAUUGUUUCGAAAUUGUGCCACUUUUUGUCGACAGGCGGGACUUUGUGAGCUUAUGUUCGGAAUACUGCAGCAUGCGCUGGGAAUGAAUGUUAGCGGACGUUAUGGCGGAACGGAUGGUUUAUUUUCUUCGCCCGAGCAUUUUCAACAGCUAAUAGAGUACGAGGAACUUAUCCUAAAAUCAGGUCUCCCGAUGAAUGAGAUAUGGUUGAGGGUGGAGCUGCUGCGAAGUGCUUUCCAUUAUCUUCCCUUCGAGGGUGGCCGAUUAGCAAGCGAUCCACAGCGAAUGGUGCUGACCGACGACGUUGUAGGAUACGUGUAUCCACUCAUAAACAAAGCGUACGCAUUCGAGCUGAUGCUUGGAGCGUUAAAGUUAAUGAAAUAUCCCUUCCUACGGCAGUACGAUGAGGAGGAAGCAUAUGAGGUGGAUUACUCGGAACAACUGUUGCCACUAUUUUUGCACGUGUUUCGAGAUCGAUCGCUAGAUGGUACGCUGUAUGCGUUCGUUAAGCAGCUCAGUGUAGCUCCUUCGUACAUUCGAGCAAACAUAGCGAAUGAAUCGUACCUCGAAUUGGUACGUAAAUGUUUUGCUGUAGCGAUUGAUCACUUUCAAGGUACACAGAGUGCAAUAUUGCUCACCCUCUACCUACAGCUCGAACGAAUACUGGUCUGUGAAGAAAAAGCAACAUCAUCAUGCUCUGUCGGGAAAAUAAUUCUCGAGGAAGGGAAAUUAAAACCAGUACGUGCGAGGGUGAAAAAUCUCUUAAAACAUACCCACAGCUCAAAUCAAAACAGUCUUCUCGUGUACGCCGAAUAUGGACUGUUGGAGUACGAAAUGACCGGACUUAGUGGAGCGUGUAGAAAAAUAUUCACCACCUCCGUGCAGGUGUACUGUUCCACCGAAGAAUCCGACAUCAGUGACACGACCCAGCCAGAAGCGGAUAACGAUCUAUUUCAUCUCGUGCUGACAGUGGUGGAACUGUUACUCGUUAAUGGACUUAAAGAUGAAGCUGUUCGUGCUUUAACGAAUUUAGCGCUUAAAAAAGAGGACCUUACAUUCGAUAGUAGUGUAACAUCGUCGACAGUUCCGGAUACGAUUAAAUUAUCCGCGCUGCAAAAAUUAAACGAUCGAGUCAAUCGAACAGUACGCUACGAAUCGCAGCUAGAACUGCCCUCACACACAACAUUAACGGAGCUUCAUUUCGGUCAAAAUGCGAUGAUAAACUCAGUCAAAGCGUACGUUACCUAUCUCGCACUAAUACGAUCGAAUCUCUCCGAAGCUACGAAACAGCUGGAAACAUUCCUGUUUCUCUUUAACGAUCCCACCAAUCCAAGGCACAGAUUUCUCCGACAGCAGCUGUACGAAAUCUACAUACAGUUGUACGAGCUGGCACAACUAGUCCGGCAACAAGCCCAUUCGCUACCGACCGAAAAUCUUCGCACCUUUCUCGACAUUAUUGAUCGUACACUGAACGAAUUUCCUUCCAAUCUGUACGCCUUACGUGCGGUGGUGUUUAACGACAAUCUUCCCUGGCUACGGUUACGGGGCAUUCUUGGCAAACAUCUCACACCGAAAGCCGUACUACUGUUGGUCAUUGCUGCCCGAUAUCGCGAAUCUUGUACGGCAAAUGGAGCGCUGUCGGAUUUCAUCCCCACCGAAGCAUCACCGUACAAGCAACGAAUACUAAACCUUCUCGGUAGUGUACUGAAAGGUUCACAAACGGACAGUGAUUCGCUGCUGUAUCGGAACGCACUACUGUGGAGAUUGUACCUGCGGGAACUGUUCGAUCAACCGAACGCCCCACCCGGAUACAGUGUGCUGGAACAGUGUCGACGUACGUUGUAUGCGGCACUCGAGGCAUGUCCAUGGAAUAAGGCGCUCUAUCUUGAUGGAGCUUCCUGUGGGCCGCAGGAACUGUCGGCACUGCUUGAUCUGAUGAUGGAAAAGCAGCUAAGAGUACACGCGAUCCCGGAAGAAUUGGCCAUUUUGCGCGAAGGAUAA